Prunus dulcis (almond) is the source of this 1407-nucleotide messenger RNA. RefSeq lists its product as uncharacterized. The record is from RefSeq and is a predicted model, not a curated record. Bases 3 to 1262 code for a protein of 419 amino acids. The transcript has 5 exons. Lineage: Eukaryota; Viridiplantae; Streptophyta; Magnoliopsida; Rosales; Rosaceae.
ACAUGGCUGACGACCUGUUUGAAGGCCUCCCUCCACCUUCUGCAAACCCUCCUCCUUCUUCUUCUGAACUUCAAGAACGGAAACCACCGCAGGAAGCGUUAAAACCACAACAAAAACGAAAAACAGCUACUUUUAACACCGACUCUUCUUCUUCUGCCGCUCCUGCUCCUGCUCCUGCUCCCCCAAAACCAAUUCUCAAAAGCGCCCUCAAGCGGCCUAAACCCUCUGAAUCAAACGCAGAAGAAGCCCCUGUAACUGAAAAGAAGUUGAGGUUUAAAACCACGACAGAUGCCUCAGAGAAGCAGGUCAUUGAGGCAAUGCAGAAAAUAGCAUCACAUAUAAAGAAUCCUACGAAGUUUAGUAAGGCUUCAAAGCUUGCCAUCCAGCUGAUUCAGGCGGGAAGUGUCAAGCCUGAAACUGGUGAUUACUUCUUUUCCGUUCUAGAAGCCGCAAUGGCAUCACCUACUUCUUGUACGGAUCCUUCUCUGCGAGCCGAUUACCAUGCACUGUUCUCAGCCGCAAAAGAUGCCUCUGAGUGUCUCAAUAAGAAGCAAAAGAAUCAAUUAACUGCAUGGAGAAUCAGGGCAGUGAUGGCAAAUGAAUUAUUUACUGAUGACAGCUUCCAGUUUUCAAAAACAGCUGCACAAGUAAAAGAAGCCAUAUCUAAUCUGCCAGUUGCAACCGAGGACAAUGACAGAGAGGAAGCAGCUGUGCUGGAAGAUGAAACAAAGAUAGCAGAUCAAGAUGAUCAAAUGGAGCAAGAUAUGGUUUCAGCUGCGCCAGCUGAAGAAAAUAAUGAGAAAGAGUCUGAUCCAUUUGGGCUUGAUGCAUUUUUAACUCCCACCCCGAUGAAGAAAGAUGAUAAAACAAAGGGGAAAAAAGAUGGAAUUACCAAGAUCAGGAAGGAGGAGGGGGAGACCAAGAGAUUCCUCCGGUCACAAAGAGAAGCCUUGGUUCUUUGUUUAGAGAUAGCUGCUCGUCGUUAUAAAACGCCAUGGUGCCAAACAGUAAUAGACAUAUUAGCAAAGCAUGCUUUUGAUAACAUCGCAAGGUUCACGUCUAAACAAAGGAAUGCCAUUGAGAAACUUUGGGCUUCGAUUCGGGAGCAACAUAAUCGACGAAAACAAGGGAAAUCAGUUACUGGGAAACUUGAUGUCAAUGCUUUUGAGUGGCUGCAGCAGAAAUAUGCUACUGAGAAGAUCAGCAUUCGGCAUUCUGUUGGAGGUAGUGGGGAUCGUAAAACUGAAAUGUGGCUUGGCUGAUAGUAUCUCUUUUUUUUGGGUACGAAUGUUGAUCAUUCUUUAGAAGGAAGAAAGGGAAGCAAAUUGUAAUUGUUUAUCUGGAAUUUGUUUCAGUGUAGAAUGUUUUCUCAUCAAUACAAAGAAUGAAUUAAUUACAUUUAGAAUA